Messenger RNA from Passer domesticus (house sparrow), 12266 nucleotides. RefSeq lists its product as uncharacterized. The coding region runs from base 395 to 5317 and encodes 1640 amino acids. Lineage: Eukaryota; Metazoa; Chordata; Aves; Passeriformes; Passeridae. The record is from RefSeq and is a predicted model, not a curated record. The transcript is spliced from 6 exons.
AUCUUGGCUGAGGGCAGUUCCGCCCGCUCCUCACAGCGCUCCGCGUUCCCUCCUAAAUCCAGCCGGGAACGGCGGAAUUAAUCCGGCUGGAAAUGGCGAGGUGGAGCCUAAACCUCCUGGGGCUGAGCCUAAAUCCCCUAGGAUCCAGCCAAAGCGCCCAAAUCCUGGAGCUUUCCAGGGAUAGGGGCGGUACCGGUACGGUGUGAGAGGGCGGUGACUCCACAUCGCCCCGCCCCUUUCCGGCCCCUCCAGAGGCGGUGCCGCCAUUUUCUCGGCCCCGCCAUUUUCUUGGCACCGCCCACGGGGCCGGUUCUGGGCCGGGACCGGCGCUGGUCCCCUAUCUCCUUCGCCACCGGAGCGCCCUCAAUGUGUCCCCAAGGUGUCCCCAGGGAGCAUGGAGCCCCAAGAGCUGUCCCCGGCAAUGCUGCACCCGCCGGUCACUGUGGUGGCCACCCUGGGCGAGCUGCUGGCCACCCUGCCCAGGCUGGACGAGAUGAAGAUGCUCGUGUCCCCAUUGCGCCUGUACUCGGACCUGAAGAAAUUUUGCAAGGAUCUCCGGGCCACGCUGUACCGCAUUAAUGGCACCUGGUGGCAUCGCAAUGUCACCUGUGAUGGUGAUGACCCUCCGACCUCCCUGAGCCGCGCCCUGGCUGCCUAUGAGAGGACCCCAUGGACCACCUGGUUCCACGUGACAGUGGAGGCCUGGCACUGGCACGAGUUGGUGGAUGCUCUUGUGGACAGCUGGGCCCAGCUGGCCGGGGCGGCCACCAAGCUCCGCAACACCUGCAGGGAGGUGGCCACUGAGGCAGGAUAUAGAAUGGCCACUGCCUGGGCCAGGCGGCUGCAGGACAAGGCUGCCCAUGAUGGGACAGCUCAGGAAAACACGGUGGAGCUGGGUCAGGCCCUGGGCAGGGAGGAGGGGGCCGAGGUGGUGGCCAGGCAUGAAGCCCGGGUGAGGAGAGAUGCCCGGGUGGCUACCAACAAGGCAACCAGGGCCACCACGGUGAGACAGCGGGCGGAGGAGGCCCUGGGGCUGCUGGAGCGCUUGGUGGCCGCGUGUCACGAAGCCACUGCUUUCCCCCAGGCGCUGCAGCGCCUGCUCAGGAACACUGAGGCUGCCCUGGAGGGGACAAAUGAGGCGUCCCCCAAUGUCCCUGAAGACUUGAUGGCCAAGGUGGCCAAGGCCGAGCGGCUGUGGGAGGCCAAUGCCCGCCUGGCCAAGGAUCACCUGCUGGGAGCAGUUGAUGACAUCAUCAAGUUCUAUUUCACUGGUGGUCCUGCCAGCCCCAGUGGCUGUGGAGUGGCCGAGCGGUGCCAAAGAGCCAUCGAGGACAUCCCAAGGCUCCUUCGAGCCCAGGAGCAUCCCCAGAGCAUCCCCGAGGUGUCCCCAGUCAGCAUGGAGCCCCAAGAGCUGUCCCCAGCCCUGCUGCAGCCACAGGUCACCGUGGUGGCCAUCCUGGGUGAGCUGCUGGCCACCCUGCCCAGGAAGAACGAGAUGAUGAUGUUAUCUGCAGUUCACCUGUACUGGGACCUGGUGGACUUCAACGAGUACCUCACCACCCUGUACUGGGUUGAUGACAUCUGGUGGCGCUACAAAGUCACCUCUGAUGAUGAUGAACUUGUCACCUCCGAUGAUGAUGAUGACCAUCUAAUCUCCCUGAGCCAGGCCCUGGCUUCCUGGGAGAGCACCCCAUGGACCACAUGGGACCAUGUGACAAUGGCGGCCAUCCAGUGGUCGGUGUCAGUGGACAUGCUUGUGGACAGUUGGGCCCCACUGGCCAGGAGGGCCGCCAAGCUCCGCAACACCGGCAGGGAAAUGGCCACUGAGGCGGCCGCAAUGCUGGACCAUGCCACCAUAUGGGAGAGGGAGCUGCAGGAGGAGGCUGCCCGUGAUGGGACAGCUCAGGAAAACAUGGUGGAGCUGGGUCAGGCACAAGGUGGGGAGGAGGGGGCCGAGGUGGUGGCUGGGCACGAAGCCCAGGUGAGGAGAGAUGCCAGGGUGGCUGCCAGCGAGGUAACCAGGGCCACCAUGGUGAGACAGCGGGUGGAGGUGGCCCUGGGGCUGCUGGAGCGCUUGGUGGCCGCGUGUGAUGAAGCCACCGUCCUCCCCCGGGAGCUGCAGCGCAGGGUUGGGGACAUCAAAGCCGCCCUGGAGGGAACAAAUGAAGCAUCCCCCAAUGUCUCUGAGGCCUUGGUGGCCAAGGUGGCCGUGGCUGAACGGCUGUGGGAGGCCAACGCCCGCCUGGCUAAGGAUCAUCUGGAGGGGACACUUGAUGACACCAUCAACCUGUAUUUCAGUUGUGGUCCCAACACCGCCUGUGGGGUGGCUGAGCGGUGCCAAAGAGCCACCGAGGGCAUUUCAAGGCUCCUUCGACCCCUGGAGUGCCCUCAAGGUGUCUCCAAGGAUUCACCAGUGAACAUGGAGCUUCAAGAGCUGUCCCCAGCCCUGCUGCAGCCACAGGUCACCGUGGUGGCCAUCCUGGGCGAGCUGCUGGCCACCCUGCCCAGUCUGGACGAGAUGAUGCUGCUGUUCCUAAGGUGCCUGUACUGGGACCUGGAGGAAUUUAUCAGGGAUCUCCGGGCCACUCUGUACUGCACUGAUGACAUCUGGUGGCACCGCAAUGUCACCUCCGACGAUGAUGACCCUCCGACCCCCCUGAGGCGGGCCUUGGCCACCUGUGAGAGCACCCCAUGGACCCCCCAGAACCAUGUGACACUGGUGGCCAGCGAGUGGCAGGGGUCGGUGGCUGUGCUUGUGAACAGCUGGGCCGAGCUAGUCAGGGCAGCCACCGAGCUCCACAAUGCCUGCAGGGAGGUGGUCACAGAGGCAGCCGACAGGGAGGCCACCAGCACCGCCCGGGCCAGGGAGCUGCAGGACAAGGCUGCCCGUGAUGGGACAGCUCAGGAAAACAUGAUGGAGCUGGGUCAGGGCCCAGGUGGGGAGGAGGGUGCCACAGUGGUGGCCAGGCAUGAAGCCUGGGUGAGAGAAGAGGCCAGGAUGGCUGCCAGCUGGGCAGCAAGUGACACCAAGAUGAGACAGCGGGUGGAGGAGGCCCUGGGGCUGCUGGAGCGCUUGGUGGCCGCGUGUGACGAAGCCAACGCCUUCCCCCGGGAGCUGCAGCGCAGGGUUGGGGAGAUUGUGGCCGCCAUGAAUGGGACAAAUGGGGUAUCCCCAAAUGUCCCUGAGGACUUGGUGGCCAAGGUGGCUGUGACUGAGUGGCUGUGGGACGCCAACGUCCGGCUGGCCAAGGAUCAUCUGGGAGGAACACUUGAGGACAUAAUCGACUGCUAUUUCAGCUGUGGUCCCGACAGCCCCCGCUGCCACAUGGUGGCCGAGCGGUGCCGAAGAGCCACCGAGGACAUCCCAAGGCUCCUUCAAGCCCCGGCGCAUCCCCAGAGUGUCCCCAAGCUGUCCUCAGUGAGCAUGGAGCUCCAAGAGCUGUCCCCGGCCUUGCUGCAGCCACAGGUUACUGUGGUGGCCAUCCUGGGUGAGCUGCUGGCCACCCUGCCCAGGGUGGAUGAGAUGAUGCGGCUGCUCAUGUCCCCAACAUGCCUGUACUGGGACCUGGAGGAAUUCACCAAGGAGUUCCGGGACACCCUGUACCGCAUUGAUGACACCUGGUGGUACCGCGAUGUCAUCUUUGAUGAUGAUGACCCUCCUACCAGCAUAAUCCAAGCCCUGGCUGCGUGGAAGAACAUCCCAUGGACAACCCAGGUCCAUGUAAUAUUGGCAGCCUGCCACUGGCACAGGUCGGUGUCUGGGCUUGUUAACGGCUGGGCCCAGCGGGCCAGGGCAGCCACCAAGCUCCGCAACACCUGCAGGAGGGUGGUCAAUGAGGUGGCCCACAGGGAGGCUACCUCCCAGACCAAGGAGCUCCAGGAGGAGGCUGCCCGUGAUGGGACAGCUCAGGAAAACAUGGCGGAGCUGGGUGAGGCCCCAGGUGCAGAGGAGGGGGCAGAGGUGGUGGAUGUGCAUAAAGCCGAGGUGAGGGAAGAGGCCAGGGAGGCUGCCAGCGAGGCAACCAGGGCCACCACGGUGAGACAGCGGCUGGAGGAGGCCCUGGGGCUGCUGGAGCGCUUGGUGGCCGCGUGUGAUGAAGCCACCGCCUUCCCCCGGGAGCUGCAGCGCCUGCUCAGGGACAUCAAGGCUGCCCUGGAGGGGAUAAAUGUGGCAUCCCCCAAUGUCCCUGAAGACUUGGUGCCCAAGGUGGCCGUGGCCGAGCGGCUGUUGGAGGCCAACGCCCACCUGGCCAAGAAUCACCUGCUGGGGACAGUUGACAGAAUCAUUGAGUUCUAUUUCACUGGUGGUCCCGCCAGCCCCAGUGCCUGUGGAGUAGCCAAGCGGUGCCGAAGAGCCACUGAGGACAUCCCAAGGCUCCUUCGACCCCCGGAGUGUCCCAAGAGCAUCCCCGAGAUGUCCCCAGUCAGCAUGGAGCCACGAGAGGUGUCCCCUCCGCAUCUGCAUGCGCUGGUGGCCGUGGUGGCCACCCUGGGCGAGGUGGUGGCCACUGUGACCGGGCCACACAGGGGCAAGUUCCUGCACGAGUCCCCAGACACCCUGCAUGAGGACCUGAAGAACUUCACCCGAAGCCUCUGUAAGAUCCUGGACCACAGCGAUGUCACCUCUCUGGGCAACUCUGGUAUCCCCUCCCUGGGCCGGGCCCUGGCCGCCCUCAGGACAGCCUCUGGGACCACCCAGGCCAAUGUGAGAGCCGUGGCCAGCGCCUGGCGGGAGUUGGUGGCCAGGCUCGUGGACUGCUGGGACCAGCUGGCCAGGGAGGCCACCAAGCUCCGUGACACCUGCAGGAAGGUGGUCACAGACCAGCAGCUGAUGGUGGCCCGGGACAAGGAGGAGGUGGCCCAGGAAAUGGCCACACACGAUGCCCAGGUGGUGGCAGCCACCAACGAGGCCAUGGGAGAGGCUGUGGUGGCCACCAGGAGGGGACAUUGGGCCGAGGUGGCCCUGGGGCCACUGCAGCGUUUGGUGGCCAUGUGUGACAAAGCCACCUUGUUCAACUGGAACAUGGAGUGCCGGCUCAAGGACAUCAAGGCCAUCCUGAAGGGGACAAAUGAGGUGUCCCCUGAUGUCCUCCAGGCCUUGGUGGCCAAGGUGGCCGAGUUUGAGUGGCUGUGGGUGGCCAGCGCCCGCCUGGCCAAGGAUCACCUGCUGGGGACACUUGGGGUCAUUGACAACAUCCUCUUGAGUCCCUAUGGUGACCAUGGCGGCCCCGGUGGCCCCGGCAGCCACACAGUGGACGAGCGGUGCCAAAAAGCCAUCGAGGACAUUCCGAGGCUGCUGUUGUGGUGGUGUUUGUAGGUCCCAGGAUGAGAGAAGAGAUGAGAAUCUGACUCCAUUUUUCAGGAUGAUUUAUUGUUUUAUGAUAUUAUAUUAAAUACGCUAUACUAAAACUAUACUAAAGAAAUAUCGAAAGGAUACAUCAGAAAGGUAGAAAAGAAUGAAUAGUAAAAACCCGUGACAGAGCAGAGAGCCUGACACAGCUGGUUGUGAUUGGCCAUUAAUUGAAAACAAUUCACAUGUUUGGAUAAACAAUUCUCCAAACCGCAUUCCAAAGCAGCACAACAUGGAGAAGCUGAAGCUUCCCAGGAGAAAAAAUCCUGGCAAAGGGAUUUUACAUGAAAUAUCACAGUGACAUGCUGUGGGGACAGUGAUGUCACCGGUGUGAAAUCAUUAGGGCAGUGAUGUCACUGGAGAAAGUUGUGGACACUUCAGUCCCACCAGCCCCUCAUGUCACCAAGUGCCCCUCAAGUGCCACCAGUUCCUCAAGUGCCACCAGCUGCUCGUGUCACCAAGAGUCCCUCAAGUGCCACCAGCUCCCCAAGUGCCACCAGUUCCUCAAGUGCCACCAGCUCCUCAUGUCACCAAGAGCCCCUCAAAUGUCACCAGUUCCUCAAGUGCCACCAGCUCCCUUAAGUGCCACCAGCUCCAUUAGGUGCCACCAGUUCCUCAUGUCACCAAGAGUCCCUCAAGUGUCACCACCUCCCUGAGUACCACCAGCUCCUCGAGUGCCACCAGCUCUUCGUGUCACCAAGACCCCCUCAGUUGUCACCAGUUCUUCGAGGGCCACCAGCUCCUCGUGUCACCAAGAGCCCCUUGAGUGCCACCAGCCUGGGACAGAACUGGCGCCACUGGGCUGGUGGUACUGCCAUGUCACUGGUGCCACCUGCAUGCUGUCCCUGUGUCCCCACAGAGGGGACACGCGGAGUGGCAGAGGGGACACAGGGGUAGUGGACAGGGGCUCUCAAAGGGACAGAGGGGACAGCAGAGCCCUCCAGGGAGGGCACAAGGGGGACCCUGGGAGGUCACAAGUGUCACCAGGUCCCUGACACCUCCCCUGUCCCCUUCCCAGCUGUCCCUUCUGCAGCUGGAGGUGAUGAUGGAUGUGGUGGCCAUCGUGGGCGAGGUGGUGGCCACCGUGACUGGGCCAUACAGGGGCAAGUGCCUGCACAAGUCCCCAAACUCCCUGCAUGAAGGUACCUGAGGAGAUUCACCGGGAGGCUCCAUAGGACCCUGAACCAUGGCAGUGUCACCUCCACCGUGGUGUCCCCUCCCUGGGCUGGGCCUUGGCCACCCUCGGGGCCACCCUGGGACCACCUGGGCUGAUGUGAGAGCCGUGGCCAGCGCCUGGCGGGAGUCGGUGUCCAGGCUCAUGGACAGCUGGGCCCAGCUGGCCAGGGAGGCCACUGAGCUCCGUGCCACCUGCAGGGAGGUGGCCACUGCUGAGGCCACCACAGCAGCCACCGCCCAGGCCAGGGACUGGCAGGACACGGCCGCCUGCUUGGGGACAGCUCAGGAAAACACGGUGGCCACAGAACAGGAGCUGCCACUGGCCCUUGGCAGGGAGGAGGGGCUGCGCUCAAGGCCUGGGUGGUGGCGGCCACCAAUGAAGUGCUGGUGGCCACCGUGGCCAUGGGAGAGGCCGUGGUGGCCAAGAGCCAGGUGUUGAUGGCCACCAGGAGGUGAAGGUGGCCCUGGGGCUGCUGGAGUGCUUGGUGGCCGCGUGUGACAAAGCCACCGCCUUCCCCCGGGAGCUGCAGUGCCUGCUCAGGGACAUCGUAAACACCACGGAGGGAACAGAGGAGGAGUCCCCCAAUGUCCCCAAGGCCUUGCCAGCCAAGGUGGCCAUGGCUGAGUGCUGUGUGAGGCCAACGCCUGCUUGGACAAGGAUCACCUGCUGGGGACACAUGAUGAAAUCAACAACAUCUUCAGUUCUGAUGCCAACAGCUCCAGUAUCCGUGUGGAGACCAAGAAUGCCAAAAAGCCAUUGAGGACGUCGUGAAUUUGCUGCAGGGAUGGUGAUGUCACUGCUGUGACAUCAUGGGGGCAGUGACAUCAUGGGAGACAUUGCUGCUCUCACCUGUCCCCUCCCCGUGCAAUAUUUGAGACAAAUUGGGGGAAUUUUCUGGGAAUUUUCAUUCAUACUGUCCCAAAUCUUGUUGGGAACUUCUGGGGUGAUGUCACCGGGGACAGUCUAGGGACACUCUGAGGACACUCAGGAACACUCAGGGACAGGGGUGAAGGAGUCCCCUCAGCAGCUUCCUGCUUUCCAUUGUGCCUGUAGCAGAGCCGGGACAUAAAUGACAAUUUAAAAAUUGCCUUCUGCAGUUCUGCAUUGGCUUUUGCACUUUUGUAUUGCCUUUUGCAAUUUUUUACUGCCUUUUGCACUUUUGUAUUGCCUUUUGCACAUUGUUACUAUUCAACAGCAAUUUGAUAUGGUGUUUGAUACUGAUAUUGAUUGUUGGUGAUUCCUUGUAGCGGCCGGUUGGUGCAAUAUAAUCUAUCAGUUCAUGUGUGCACCGUACAGCCUCUAAAUAAAUUAAUUAAUUGAAUAUUUUAUUAACUAAUAUUCUCUAUAUAAAUCAGAGCGGGCUGAUCUGAACUCUGUGUCAGACACAUUACCUGACCCCAGUGAGAGACGAGUGGUCAAUAAAGCCACCCCCACAUUCCUUGAGGGGAGCACAGCCAGGGAGCUGCUUCACUGAGGUAUAUCCCCUUGGAAACCCUGGGUGGGAUGCAAAUACACCCGAGCAGAUGGCAAAAUUAAAAUGAUAUCAAAGCCUUGUGAUGUGUGGGUUAAAACAUAGGGUCUCUAAAGCUGUAAAUUGGUCAAAGCUUUACCAAAUGAGGCCAAAUUAUGAUGAAUCUCCCGCUGAUUUUUUUAAACAAUUGAGGACAAACUGCCAUCAAAUAUAUUGAUCUAGAUCCUGAACCCUGAUGGUAAAGCACACCUGGUUUUGUUCUGUGUGGAUCAGGUUUCAAAUUAUAUAAAAAGCAAAGAUGAAGGGAGUUCAAGAGAGAGAUAAACUCCUGGAUGUUGCCUGGAAGGUAUUUUGAGAAGGGGCUCCACUGAAAGAGUUAAUCCCAACCUAGGAGGAAAGCAGCUCAGGAAAAGUCACCCAAGAAAGCUUUCCCUAUGGAGAAGGACCAGAGUGCAUCUUGUAAGAAAUGGGGGCAUUGGAAAAAGGACUGUCCAGUGAUGAAAGAAAAAUCAUCCGUCCUUAUCAUAGCAGUGGUCCCCACUUGGAAAUAAUGAGCAUUGGCUCCAUGAUUGCAGCAGGCUGAUCAAUCGCUUUGUUAUACCAUACUUUACUACUAAGAGAAACCCAUUGCCUUGCCAGACAGUCACAACACACAGGUGGAUCCAAUGGGUCAAUCAAGCCAAACAACCAUUGCCAGUAGCCAAUUGUUUUGGUUUAAAAGCAAAACCAGUGAGAAACUCCAAGGCAGAAACACAAUUUAUUUGGAAAAGAGAAAAAAACCCCAAUUAUAUGUAAUAGUACAAAAUGAAACCACCGACUGAGUCAGAAUACAACCUGACACGCUGCUAGUUAGGGCGGUGGUGGUAGCAGUCCAGAUGAAAUGGUCUUGCUGAAGUGGUGAUCCCAUAGAAAAGAUCUGGCAGCUCUUGUCCUCUGGAAACCAGUGGGUAAGGGCUGCCUGUCCUGUCCCAAAGCCCAGAUUAUAUCCAGGUGGGGAUGCUGAGCUCCUCCCCCUGGGCUGAGCAUCUCCCAUUGGACUGAUAUCAUUCUAUGAGUUAUGAUUUGUCGGAACCCAGGACAUUCCUCUGGCUGCUCUGGAGGACUCGAGACCCUGUCAGGGGGCUCAGAGACCUUGACACGGAGUCAAAAACACCUGUGUCUUUGAGUUUAGCCCAUGGAAACAGCCACCAACUUGGUAUGAAGAUGUACAAGCCACAAGAGUAUGGAUAGAAUGAUAUGAACUUGUCACAGGUAGAAAAUGCAGAAUUUUGGGGUUUAGAAUGGGUGAAAAAGAGGCAAGAUGGAGGAAUCUGGGCUUGUUCUGCCUUUCUUCUUCUGGUCCUCCAUCUUCUGCUGUGAUGGUGGCACUUUGGGAUUGGUUUAGAGACAGACUGUCUAACAUAGGUGAUAGGUAUUGGAAAAUUAUUGUAAAUAAAGUACACCUAGUUUUUAGUAGAAAAAGAUAACAACACCCUGAGGGUGGUCAGUGUGCCACGAACCAAGGUCUGCUAGACCUCAGCAGGUCAGGGAAAGAAUGUCACAGAUAAGGAAAAAUAGACAAGCUAGAAACCAGAGCUGAGGAAUUCCGACUCCUUCUUUGAUCACGGGGCUGGGAAAAAAGACUUUCCAACACCUUGGGGUCAUCUUGACCACAGAGACUCCAACACUGGUGUCCCUGGGUGGGCAUGGGCUUGCCUGCCCAGGCCACUGAACACCAGACAUCGAAUCCCAGCCCGAGAAGAGGCACACCAUUGGAGAAAGAUUCCUGAACAGACAACUUGACCUCUGCUGAGACAAGUCACUUCAAAUUCAACCCGGAAAGGAGGAAACCUGGAAGGCGCCUGCGAGUUCCUCACCUGAGAUCUGCUGGCCGGUGUCCAGGAAAACCUCCAGAUUGAUUUUGCAGAUGACGCAGGUUUUUGUAUGAGGGGUCAAAAUUAAGAACAUGGGGGGAGCUUAUUCCCAGGAGCAACUUAGCAUCUUGUCCGCCCUGCAGCGCGUGACGGCCACAUAUCCUAUGGAAAUUAAUGAGAAGGAACUCAAGGAACUUUUACUAUGGAUUCUCUGUCAUUACCCGUAUUCAGAAUCCUGUUUGUUUUUUGAGUCAGGGUUUUGGCAAGAAAUCAAGAGACACCUUUAUCAUUGUCCUGGUUCAGGCCAAAUUUGGGAGAGAACCCCCAAUAUCGGAACCCAGGACAUCUCUCUGGAUGCCCUGGAUGGCUCAAAGCCCUGGCAGGGGCUCGGAGACCCUGGCCAGAAGCCAAAGACACCUGGGAAUUUGAUCUCAACCCAUGGAGCAAAUUACCAACUUUAUAUGGAGAAGUCCAAGUCACAAAACUUUAAGUAGCAUAGUAGUAGCAAUCACAGGGUGAAGGGAAAAAUUUUGGAGCACUGUACAGGGGGGUUUUGAACCUUGUACAGGGGGUUUGGAACUCUGUAUAUGGGGGUCAGGGGUUCCAAGAUGGAGAGAUUUGGGUGUGCCCUGUCCUCUUCUUUCUUCUCCUUGGCAUCCAUGUUCAGGGUGAUGUUGGCAUUCACAGAUUGGUUUAGAGUAGAAAGUCACUGUCUAACAUAGGUGAUAGGCAUUGGAAAAUAACUGUAAACAUAGUAUAUGUAGUUUUUAGUAUAAAAGACAGUACCAGCCCGAGAGGCGGAGAGUGUGCCUCAGACCAACCUGCAGAACAGACCUUGGCAGGCCAGGCAGAAAAUGUUUGAGAUAAAGAAAUAAUAAACAACCUUGAGAAUGACAACCGAAGACUUCUUGACUCCUUCUUCGGCUGCUGGGUUGGGGAGAAGAGACUUUUAACAGAGACACACCUCAGGAUCUUCCCAACCAGACCAGACCAGAGGAGAUCCCGAGAGAUUUUCAAUCAUCCACACCCAGGUAGAGUAAGGACCUGGCCACAGCCCAAGCUCAAACUGGAUGGUAUUCAGGAUUACCUUUCUGUGUAAAACUGUUAUCAAACUCAGAAGUGCUGAGAAAAUCUCUAGAAUGCCAUAGCCACAGCCUUUAAUUCAACCACUUGGGCUGAGGCUGGCUGGUGGCCUUCUGGCACUAUGAGCUGUCAGUGAAGAUGGUAGUUCUUUCCCCCUCCUUUUAAUUACUUUUUUUAUUAUUAUUUUCGUUUUUUCUUCAGAAGGCCAGCAGCAGUGGCGGGCAGUGGGACCCAGACGUGGUGGGCGGGAUGGGAGACCCGGCCCUGGCGGGCAGGCCAAGGGACACAGACCCUGUGGGCAGGGCGGUGACACCGCCACUGCCGAGCCCAGAUUCAUUCGGCUCGUUCCCUUCCCCCAGCUUUGCACUGGUGUCAUUUGGGGCACCUGGAUCUGGGGUCCCUGGGACAGCCUGUGCCCAUCCCCAGAUGGGUGAUUCACUUCUGCCUUCUCCUUCACCACCCACCCCCACCAAGCAGCCAACGUCUCAGCAAUCCCCCCGGCAUUUCGCCCUUCCCUCACUCCUGUGUCAUCAUCAUAUUUUCAGGAAAAAUUCCCUUGCCCAGGAUUCUUCUCCUGGGAAGCUGAGACACCUCAGAGAAAAAGGAAAACAAUAUUAUCUCAUUUGCUUCUCCCGUGUUUUGCUGCUUUGGAAUGUGGUUUGGACAUUGUUUAUCAACAGGUGCAUGUUUCAUUGGUUUCAUGUGAAUCGUUUUGACUUAAUGACCAAACUCUGUCGGGGCUCUGGAGACAGUAAUGAGUUUUUCAUUUUUAUCUUUUAGCCUUCUGUAAGUAUCCAUUCUCUAUUCUUCAGUACAGUUUUACUAUUGUAUUUUUUAAUAUAAUAUAGUAACAUAAUAAAUUAACCUUCUAAGAACAUGGAGUCAGAUUCAUCAUUCCUCCCAAUGAUGGGGGACUCUGAAAAUACCGCACUCCCGGGCAUGGACCAGGGCACAGCCUCUCGGGACCCUGCUCCUCCCGCGCUGUGAAUGAGAGUGGAACACACGCGGUGCCCCAAGGCAUGGCAGGGAAGGUGCUGGUUCCAGGGAAUGUUGACCUUUAGAUUUUGCAGUACGGUCAGGAUGGCGCCCAGCUGUGAGAGCACACCCCUGCUGAGGGACAGGCUGUGGGUGCUCGCUGCUGUCCCUGUCCCUGUUCCCUGGUGACCUGAGGGAAACAGCAGGGAGUAGGACAGCUGGGAGUGGCAGGGCAGGCCGGGGAUCUUCUUCAGCACCACAGCUCACAUCCCGGAUGGGAGCCGGGCUGGCUGGAGGCGGUGGAGCCAGCAGCGGGGCAUUCCUGGCCAGCACUGCAGGCACCACUGCUGAUGAACC